Emiliania huxleyi CCMP1516 is the source of this 1155-nucleotide messenger RNA. RefSeq lists its product as hypothetical. The annotation marks the transcript as partial. Lineage: Eukaryota; Haptophyta; Isochrysidales; Noelaerhabdaceae. The record is from RefSeq and is a predicted model, not a curated record. The transcript has 5 exons.
CACCAAGGCCCUGCCCGGCUGAUCGUCUCUUGCUCCUCAGCGACUUAGCCGAGGCAAUUUGGUAGAGGCCUGCAGUGUCAGCCGAGGCAGCGCGAGCAUGCUUCUUCUGGCUGCAUUGGCAGCUUCCGGCCAGGCUGGGCCGCGCGACGGUAGCGGUAGCGACGAGGCGGCCGGACACCACAGUCUGCGACACUGGCUCUCUGGACUCACCAUCAGCUGGCCGGACACCACAGUCGUCGUCACGUCCCCGGAGCGUGAUCCUCGCGGCGGGCACCCGCUCUACGUCACCAUCUCCGGCGCUGUGUGCAGCAAAUCACACAUCGAGGCGGUGAGGUCCGAGUUCCUUGAUGGCCAUCUGUCGAGCGAAGCCGAGGCGUCGAGCGAGCUGUACGUCGCAGUGGACCACUUUGGCGUGGAGUGCGAGGUUUCCCGCGUGCUCGUCGAGCAGGCGCCGCCCGCGAGGUCCGGCUCGAUGCUGGUCCCUCUCCAGCUCGGCGAGAAGCUGUACCUCGACCUGUACUCUGCCCGCAACUGGCCCACCGGCGUCACCUUCACGCUGAGCGACGCCUCUGUGGCGACGCGGCUGCGCCUCUUCACGGUCGGCGAGGAGCGGCUGCCGGAUCUCGACCUCAUUGACACGCAGCUCGACCUGCGACCCGAGCACCUCUCCGUGAGCCUGCACGGCGUCGGCCUGCCGCUUCCAGGCGCCGACCUUCUCGCAAACACUGCCCUCUCCGCGGUGAUGCUCGGCUGGGGGGCCGCCGAGCGCCUCGACUACUCCGGUCUCCUCUCGUCGAUGCUUUCGUCCUCGCUGCGCGCCGCCUUCGCAGAGCAGGUGCUCCCUGCGCAGGUGGCGCAGGUGCACGCCUUCCUCGCCGCGCUCGCCGCCGCCGACGGGAAGCUGUCGCGGCCGGAGCCGCCCCUCCCGCCCGAGGCCCUCCGCUGGCGCGAGUCCGCAUGGCUCGAGGCGGGCGCCACCGCCCUCAACACCGCCCUCGGAGGAGUCAAUGGCACCUCCCUCCCCUUCCCGCCCCUCGGCCGCACCUUCAAAAUCAUCGCCGACGGGGCUGACGACGACGGCGAGGAGCGGCCCGCGCUCGGCAUCAACCGGCUCGCGAGGCUGAUCGGCGGCGAGAACGGGACCCUCAGCGGGGC